CGAAUUGAAGAGAGAGAGAGAGAAUACAUGGCUGUCAAUAAUUCCGGGAAGGUUCGUUUCUCCCUCGCGUGGUGGUCCCUGCUCGCAACCGCGGCUGUAGUAGCUCUGAUCAGCUGUCGGGGAGCGAGGGCCGCUUUGGAAGCCGGCAACGCCACCACUCCGCGGCGGUGCCACGGGGGCGAGUGCCUCAUCGCUUACCGGCAACCGGAGGUGGAGCUGAUGGCGGUGCUGGACCCGGAGCAGGCCCUGGUCAGCAUGGUGGCGGCCCUCAAACCUGGAGAGGCCGUGGGAAGUUCCGGGAGUCAGGGAAACCCCGCCGAUUGCGGCCGCACAGGGCCCGGACGGUACACAUCAUGCGUUCCCGAGAGCAAUUUGGACCCUCACUACAACCCUUAUCCCCGUAAGGCGUAAGACCCAUGGGAUUUUGGGGAAAUGCUGGUCAAUUUGUCGAUAUCAUUUGGUGGUUUUUGUUUUCAGAGAUAUUGUCAUCAUCAUGUGAUUGCUUUUCGAAUUAUCCCGCAACUGGAGGCUUUACAGCUUCUUCCUUUGGAAUGUUAUUGUUUGUUCGCUGUGUUAUAUACCA
Messenger RNA from Rhodamnia argentea, 583 nucleotides. RefSeq lists its product as uncharacterized. The transcript has 2 exons. Bases 28 to 411 code for a protein of 127 amino acids. The record is from RefSeq and is a predicted model, not a curated record. Lineage: Eukaryota; Viridiplantae; Streptophyta; Magnoliopsida; Myrtales; Myrtaceae.